This is a messenger RNA of Nicotiana tabacum (common tobacco), 378 nucleotides long. RefSeq lists its product as uncharacterized. NCBI's taxonomy places the organism in Eukaryota, Viridiplantae, Streptophyta, Magnoliopsida, Solanales, Solanaceae. The record is from RefSeq and is a predicted model, not a curated record.
AUGAACAUGAACAUGAACAUGAUCGAAGAACAACGCCGCGGACCGCCGCACGGUGUCCUAUUAGCGGUGGUUGUGGUGGCAAUAAUGAUAGUUCCAUCAAUGAUUGGUGAAAAUGGUGAAGCCAUUACUGAAUUCAUAUCUGAACUUCUUAGUCCAGUUGGUUUACUUCUUUUGCCAAUAAUUUUACUUCUUAUUAUACAAUUCUUGUCUUCUGAUAGUGGCUCUUUUGUUUCAAGUAUUUUUUCAACUGGUGAACCUAACUCUAUACAUAGAGUUAGCGGUUCACCUGUUGGUGUUGCUCUUGUUCUUCUUCUUGUUUUAUUUCUUCUCUACAAUAAAUUCUCCAUUUUUGGUGGUGAUGAUAGUGAAGAUGACUGA